AUGCCAAGAAGACUGAAUGAUCUAAUGGAGUCUAAAGGUGGGAAGAAGAAGUCUAGUAGUAAAUCCUUAUUCUACGAAGCUCCCCUUGGAUACAGUAUUGAGGACGUUCGACCCAACGGAGGAAUCAAGAAGUUCAGAUCUGCUGCAUACUCCAACUGCGCUCGCAAACCAUCCUGA
Ilex paraguariensis (yerba mate) is the source of this 177-nucleotide messenger RNA. The record is from the annotation of a GenBank genome assembly. Lineage: Eukaryota; Viridiplantae; Streptophyta; Magnoliopsida; Aquifoliales; Aquifoliaceae.